CUUUUUUCUAUAAGCUCAUCAUGUCAGACUCAAGCAAUGAGAACGAAAGAGAAAAGCAAACCAACUUGGGAGCAGCUUGUUUUCGUUGCCGAGGAUUCAGACAUGCUUGUGACAGAGAAAAACCCUCUUGUUCCCGUUGUUAUAGGAGAGGUAUCACCUGUGUCUAUCCGGAAGCAGCACCUACUCUCAAAAAACUUCAAAAAGCAACUGAAACGCUAGGCGACAGGAUAAAGAAAUUUAAUGAAAGACUCAGGUUAACUGAAGACACAAUGAUUUCAACUUAUUCAGAUGAUGAACUAGAAGAAGAAGAACGCCCCAAAAGACGUAUUCGUCGUACCAAAGUAGCAUCCACAAGUAAUUUCUCUGUUUAUCCAUGCAGUAAAUGUUUUAAAGAUCUUCAGCAAUGCGACUUAUCACUACCAAAAUGUAGUCGUUGCGAAGCCAAUAAUUUCGAAUGUCAUUUUAAAAAGACAGAACCAAAAGCCAAUCAUGUGUCUCAAGUCUUAAACACAAUGAAUAAAGUGAUGGAUCAAUGGCAAGAUUCCAUUGACCGUAUGGCCAAGGAUUUUGCUCAAAAGACAAGGGAUUUUUCAGCCAGAGCCAAUAAUUCACUUCGAAUCAAGCCAAUCCAUCAAACGUCAUGGAAAAUCACCACAACAAAAAAGGGCUUGUCAGUAGAAAGCAAUGUUAGCUCUUAUCAUGAUUUUUCGACACUUGUGGACCAAUUCAAACGGUCUUUUACUGUUUCCAAAGACAAACACAAGGAUGAGGAUAAAACACAAGAAGCAAUAUUAGAGUUUGAUGACGCACGCUCUAUUCAUACUUCAUCGAGUUUUGCUGUUUGGAACUCAUGGGCCCAUCCACUCCAUGCUAUGCCACAAGAUUAUCCCAUUGAAAUCACGCAAGAAUUGACAGAUAACUUGAUUGACCUCUAUUGUCGUACACCUUGUUGUUCAUCCAUGCGUCUUCCGAUUAUAGACACGGCUGAAUUUUUAACUCGCUAUAGAGAUCCCGAUGUUUCCAGACGUCCUUCGACUGUACUGAUAUACGCCAUAUGUGCAAUGGCUGCUCGUAAUGCAUUCCAAUUGCAUUUAUGGAGUAAGCGCCCUUCGUUUGAAGCACCACAGUACAAUAUGGGUAAAGCACUCUCUAUUGCUUAUUGUCUUCGUGGCCGUGAACUAUUAUCAGAAUGCUUUGAUGAACCCAGCUACGAAAGCUGUCAAGCUGCUUUCUUGCUUUCUUAUUGCAAUUAUCAAAAUGGCUAUGCAGGCGUUAUUUAUUUCUAUGAAUGGAUAGCCUAUAACAUGGCUCAAGAAUUAGGUCUCUAUGAUCCCAGUCGUACUUUAAAUCGCUAUGAAGCCAUGUUGGUCUGGCAAAUCUAUUAUUGUAAUGCUUGGUACAAAGCUCUACAGGGCGGUGAAAGCUCUAGCCCUGCUGUUCUGAGCCAGUGUAGACCUCAUCUAUCGACUAUUCCACCUACACUCCCUGUACCUAAAUCCGAUGAAGAUGCUGCUGACUAUUACGUAUGGAAUGCCUGGGUUUAUCUGAUUCGACUACAAGUUCUUCGUGAACAAGCUAUGGCCACACUCUUGUAUGGUUCAAGCAAGCGAAGCGAAUCUAUGCUACAAGAUAUUUUCUCGUUGCAAAACUCCCUCAAGACAUUCUAUCAAGAGUUGCCGGAUGAAUGGAAAUCAACAGAUACAGCUUAUUCACCCUGCUGUUCAGAGACUGACGUACAAGAAGAAAACAAACAUUACAGGGUUGACUUGAAGUCAUUUUCGCGGCACUGUAUUGAUAUUGUGCGAUUGCACUACAGUAUUAAUCAAGUCAUUCUCUACCAAGCCUUUAUUCCGAUGCACCGUGUACCCAGUACUCCUGUUUCAAUUCAAAGUUUAGAGACUAGUCUUAAUGCGGCAAACAACAUUACUCAUCUUCUUGAGGUUAUGAUAAACCAAAGACAAGAGUGUUAUGUUCCUUUGGUGGGUUUCUUGUUUGCUAAUGUAGUCUACCGUAAACUUUUGAGCUAUACUACAGACGACCAAUGUUAUGAGACAGGCCGUAUGGGUCUAUUAAGGUCACUUAAAGUCAUCAAGAAUUCCAUCAAUUACAUGUAUGACUUUGAAUUGACACGUAGUUUAGCUAAUGUGAUGGAACAAGAUAUUCAACAUAUUAUUUGUCAACAAGCUACAGCGUUUGAUUCUUCUGUUUCUACCAGUGUUCACUCUCCACCUACACCUUCUUCUCAACAAUACAUGAAUGAAGACAUGUUUGGUAAACCAGACAAUUCUCAUAUCCCAAAUAUGCUUUUAGCUUAAAAAAUUACUUUAUUACUAAUAUUAUACACACAUCAUACACACACACACUUACACAUAUACUUACACACACGCUAAUCAUCGUUUCUCUUUCGUUCGUUAUAUAAAAUACAUAUGUACCGUUUGUUUGUACAAAUCCUAGAGUUGUAUAAUUACAUUAUGUCCAUCUCAAAUAAAAUAAUUCAAAAAAGUUCUUUUAUCGAAUAGAGAUGCAAGCCUUUUUCUUUCAUUCUAAAACAAAUGGCUUCCA
Messenger RNA from Gilbertella persicaria, 2562 nucleotides. RefSeq lists its product as uncharacterized. Gene Ontology annotation, molecular function: DNA-binding transcription factor activity, RNA polymerase II-specific; zinc ion binding. NCBI's taxonomy places the organism in Eukaryota, Fungi, Mucoromycota, Mucoromycetes, Mucorales, Choanephoraceae. The record is from RefSeq and is a predicted model, not a curated record. The coding region runs from base 21 to 2315 and encodes 764 amino acids. Gene Ontology annotation, biological process: regulation of DNA-templated transcription. Gene Ontology annotation, cellular component: nucleus. The transcript has 2 exons.